AUGGGGGCCGAGCAGAGCGCCGAGGCGGAAAACCGGCAUCCCGAGCCCAGCACUUCAGGUGGGGCUCCCUUCCCUUCCCUUCCCUUUCGGGGGCUCUUUAAAACGGAGCCCGCGCGCCCGAGCUGCGCCUCUCCAGGCUGCUUCUCAGGAACGCUCCGCGGGGCAAACCGGGGAAAGGCUCGCCUUCGGGGACGCGUCUCAUCUGCUCGCACGCUCCCAGCCAGUGAGCCGCAUCCCGUCAGCUAACUUUGUGGGCACCGGUGAAACAAACUUGUGAAACUCACGUUUUUAAAAUUACUUGCUACGAACGAACGAACGGAUCAGGCGGAGAGGAAAAGGUGUCUGUUCUAGGAGCCUUGCCCCCAAUCUUCAAAAAUGGCAUCCCUGAUCUGCAGCCUGAACUGGUACUCUCUCCUCUGCUAUCUGCCAGCCCGAUCACGUUUCAUUCUGCUUACAUGUGCAGACUGAGCACCAUUUUUUAUUUCAGCCUUUUGCAGAACUUUCCUCUAAUUCAGGGGUCUGCAACCUUUAAGACAAAAAGAGCCACUUGGACCCGUUUCCGAAGAAAAAAACACCUGGGAGCCGCAAAACUGGGAAGGUGACGUCGGGACGGUGCGUGACUAACGCACGCACCGCCCCCAUGUGACGUCACAGCCAGUACAGCACCCGCCACAGUGGGGAGUGUUGGGGCGCACAAUGCGCCUCCUCCCCUCGCUAGUAUCCGCCCCGGAGCCGCGGCAAAGGUGUAAAAGAGCCACGUGCGGCUCCGGGGCCGCGGGUUGCAGACCCUGCUCUAAUUUGUCAUUCUCUUUAUCUUAGCUGAGUUGGCCAGGAAGAGCAAGAUAAAAUGCCACAUUCAGGGCCCAGUCCCAUCUCAGGGUCUACUUUACAACGGACACAGUUCAUACAUACAUUUGCAAGUGACACUUUCUGCAAAGUGAUGGGCGUGCAUGUAAGAAUUGGACCUUGGCCUCCCAAAAUAGAAGUUACUAGAACUAGAGACAAGAACAGAAAAUGUGCAAUCUAAUAAGAAAUAUAAUUUUACAAGUAUUAUAGUGAGAAAUGUAUACAGGCAACUCCUGAUUUAGGCGCCUCCAAAUGAUGCAUGACGUGCCCACCACCGAACCUGGAAGUCUCCCCGAAACAUCAUAGAGAUGUCAUGAAAAGGGGCAGAGGGGGCUCCAGAACAGAACUCCUGCGCAAAAUGAUGAUGAUUGCUUGUAAUUCGCUCAGCGGCCUGUUUUGUGAAAUCAUGGUCUAAAAUGGAUUUUUGCCUGUCUCAAGCAAGCUAGUGUACAUGGCUAAUUCGUGCCCAAAUCCCUGCUCCUUGUGCCACAGGGAAGAGGCAACAACCAACACACUGACUUUGUGUUACAUGCAAACCACAAGUGGUAAGCCAAGGUCUGUUCUUGUGGUUUGUUUGGGAGAAGUGCGUGUAGCAUUAAGUCAGGGGUCUGAUUGCUCCCUCUCUGUGGCAUAGGGAGAAGGGGGUGCGGGUGAAUGAACACGGUGCACUGGCAUGUUUCACAUUUACAAUAAACUGUGGUCUGCUUUAGACUAUGGAUUCAAAUUAUGUGCAAACCAGGCCAAUGAACCUUUCUAUCACAAUAAUUGAGUGUGUGGGUGUUUUACGACAACACACUGUUAAGUCAUUCUUUUUUGCUGGUACCAGAUGAAGGGUAAUCCUAGGUGUGCUUUGUGCUUCCUUAUACUUGACUGGAUAUUUUCCCCAGCAUCUCCUUCACCAGCCAAGCAGCGAGCUAAAAUGGAUGAUAUUGUGGUGGUGGCACAAGGGACGCAGUCUUCGCGGAAUGUCAGCAAUGAUCCAGAUGUCAUUAAGUUGCAGGAAAUCCCAACUUUCCAACCCCUUCUGAAAGGUAAGAUAUUACAUGAAAAAAUAAGGUUCCCAUGUCUGCCCCCCACAUUCCCCUUUGAGCCUCCUGGUUCAUAACAGUGCUGAUUUUUGAUGAUCCCAUUUUACUCUUCUCAUUGGUUUUGCCAUGCAUUGCUGAGUCCUCAUGCUGCUAUAAAGUGGUAGAGAGAACUGGGUAAAACAUAAACAUGUUUUAAUGUAUUGAUGUGUUAAAGCUAGUGGUUUGUAGUUUGUCCAGGAAGCAGUUAUAUUUGUGCUUCUAGUUCUGUUGAGUCAUUUUGUUCUGCAGUGUGAAGAGAUGAACCUUAUGGGAGGCUUGGGAUAAGGGUGGAGAACCCUUUUUGGACCCAGGAUGCAAGUGGCAGGUGGGUCCACAGGCAAGAUUGGGCAGGGAGCAAUGAAUGUACAGCUUCUACACACACUCACACACUCCUCUGUUUCUCCUCUAUCAAGGCAAGAAAGAAGUAUUAUUGGAGUCCAAGGACACAUUCUAGUUAGGCAAAAUCCCUCCAGGAGGGUGCAAAAUAGAUUUGGGGAGAAGGUGUGUGGCUGAGCAGGAAGGUGUAGCCUUGGGGAGAAUUCUGUGGACCAGACAGAGGCCUAGAGUGCUGCAUUUGGAACCUAGGCGUGAGGCUUCCCACUCCUGGCCUAGGAAUAAACUGGGAAACAGUAGUGCUUUAGUUAAGAUGGUAUUUUGAUGCCCAUUAUCUCAGACUAGGCAUCCCCUUGUUCAUAAUCUGACAGUAAAUUCAGUAAACGUUGCUCUUGAUUUUUGGGUGCCUGUGCUGCCUGCAUGCUUUCUUCUGCACUCUUUCAACAUCAUCUUGAUCUGUACAUUGGUAAAUAAAAUGGCAGUUUUCCAGUUUUCUCCAUGCCAAAGAGGGGAAUCUUAAAAGACCGGGAUUUGCUUUUUGAAAACGGUGUGGAAGUAAUUUUAAAAUUUGAGUCCAUGGGUCCCUUGACCAACUACUGGGGCACAGGAGACCAGUUAUGUCACCCCUUGCCUGCAGAGCUGGCAGCCCAUCAACCCUUUUUGAACACCCUCCAUGGUGGAGUGUUCCCUCAGCCUCCUCUCCCCUCUUCUUGGAAGUCCUCCGGGCAGCUGCAGCUGCUGCUCCUGGUCUCUGAGUCCUGUCCCCCCCGCCCCAAAGACAGGUGCCUCCUCACACUGCCCCACAGGGGCCAGGGAAGAGGAUGCCCCCAGCCUUAGUGGCCCAAUGGAGACUGGCCAAAGGUGAAUGUGAGACCAGCACUUUACCUAGGGAGGCAGCAGGGGCAGCAGAAGGUACUGCCAGGCCUGUAUGGCGUAAAGGCUCCCCUUCAGCUCCCAGGCAGGCUUUGCACACAGCAGGCAAAAGAAAGGCCAGCGCAGCGCCUGCCUGCUCCGCCUCCCACUUGUCUGUCCAUUCCCAACAGCCAGGGCUGGCGGGCUGGGCUCCCUCACCCCCUUGCUCACUUACUUCAAGGCCACCUCAGCUCCUGGCAGCCAGCACCCCAUGGUCCAGGGCUGCUGCAACAAACAGCCACACAAGCCUUUGGGAGGCAGACAUGCGAGAGGGCAUCACAGGAGGGAUGGACGGAGAGAGGGACAGAGGCCAAUGUUGCCCGCGGCACCCCAAUGUUGCCCGCGGCACCAGCAUUCAAGGCACCCCAAGGGUGCCAUUGGCGCACUGGUUGAAAACCACUGUUUUAGGCAAUCCAUAUAUACUGACAUCUGGUGCCUGUUGGGAAACACCUCAGCCAGUGUACCUUCUUUAUUUAUUUUGCCUAUUCACCAAAAUUUAUAUACUACUUGCUUGUAAUAAAACUUCUAAGCAUUUUACAAAAAAUAGUGAGACAUUUUGAUUUGGGAAUCUGCAUUAUUGUUAUGUUAUUGAAACACUAAGAUGUGAGUGAGUUUAUUUUGUAUUUUACUAACAGUCGGAACAGGAUGAGUAUAUAAUAGGAAUAUUCUAUUGUGCAUGGAAUAUACAACAUAAAUGGUAGAAGCAUAAUUGGAAACACAGCAUUUAUUAAAUGUUCACAAAAACUAGUGCUCGGGGAAAAGUGCACAGCUAUUUUCUCUGCCAACUGUUCAGGAGGCCAGGCCUCAAACAUGGGCUGGUUCUGGUAACCAGCUCUUGCUUCCAGUAGGCAAUGCCUCCACAAAGGCAGGUAAGUUCAUUCCUUUUUGUACCUGCUACCCAGUGAGACAGUUUUGGAGGGGAGAAGUGGCAGGCGUCAUGUGAGUGUACACCACCUUGAGCGUGUUGGAGAAAAGGAGGGAUAUGCAAUCAAUCAAUCAAUCAAUCAAUCAAUACUGGACUAAGUCAGUGGUUUGACUCUGUACAAAACUCCUUCAUAUGACCUUUGCAUCAUUGUGUCUGGCGGCAAGAACAGGAGUCCAAUGGAAGUUUAAGACUCCAUUAAACUAAAAAUAAUUUGUGUGGAAGUAAGCACAGUUGAGCAUUUUCCCUUUAUUGUUGCACAUUUGCUGUUUUUUUCUUCAUCUGCUCUCUUGCUGCAUUACCAAGCAGAGACAUUUUCCUCUUGGUUCUGAGGAAUCUUCCUUCUCAGUCAGUGGGAAGUUAGAGUAAGCCCUGACAGAAACUCUCUCUCUCUGUCUCUCCCCCCCCCCCCGGGGAUCUCCACCCUUGAGUCUUUCAGUUACCUAACAGUGAUCACAUUUGGCAAAGAGCCACACUAUUAUUUUAAUUGCAUCAGGUUUUUUUUUAAAAAAGAGGCCUGUAAAACUGCAUGGUCUACUUUCGCCCUAAGUUACUGUAAAGACUAGGCCCAAAGUGAGAUUCAUAUACCCAGGCUGCAGGAAUGUUGUGAAGUGCCCCAACCAGUUCACCACUGCAGCUCAUAACAUCAAACUGUGAGUUGACGUUGUUUUCUGGGAUGCCUGGUCUGAUAUUGUUGAUCUUUUCAAUUUGCCAAUUCCAGUGCAGCCCACAGGUGGCACUCUUCACUGCCUCUGGUGCCUUGCAGCGCUCCCAAGAGCAGCAGAUGUUCAGAGCUCAAUAAAAGAAUUUUAUUUGGUAGGGACUCACGGUGUUUGCAGCAGAAUAGCAAUCUGCAAGCUCUAGAGUGGGGAUUGGGUGAAGCCCUUUCCGUGUUAAACCUUCAUGAAAAAUUGGUUUUGUAAUCAUUUCUAAAACGGAGUGGAAAUGAGGGAGACGCUUGGAAUGUGGCAGAAAAGCCCAUGGCCCCAGAUUCAGCCCCCAGUUUAUAGUGUUGGGGAGCAGGGCUCAGAAAGAGCUCCCCCAGGACUGGUCAAACUGGACAAAUGCCGAGACAAUGUGACAUGCUUACUUUAUUUCUUUUAAUAAAUGUGUAGCCUACUCUUCCUUAGAAUAAUCCGGGGGUGGAGGUAGUGGUUGGAGUGUCAGUCUAGGACUGGGGAGAGGUUUUUUUUGUUGCUGAGGUUCCUGGGCGUAUCAGCGCCACUUUCCGUGGUGUUAAGUACCACCUGUAGGUGAGUUUCAGAGUAAGUUCCCUUUGGGCUGAUAUGGAGAUUAGAUAGAAUCAUUAUUUGCAUCAGCCACUAGCCAUAACAAUAAAAUAAAAUAAAAUGUACUGAAGAUAGAGGUAAAAACUUAACUAUAGAAAAUACAUUUUGGGGGUUUAAAUCAAUAAUUAAAUAAUAGAUCUUAUUCUAAUUGCCCCGCUAAAAACCUUGCAGUUUUUGCUAUCACCUGAUCAUCUUGAUCUGCUAAAAGAAUGGUUGAGCGACCCGACAUGGACAAUAGUAGAGAGGUAAGACCACAUUCUAGUCCAUUUGGUGGGGUUAAUUUCAUAGCCAAUGUCAUGCUCCCAUUGUUGUUCGAUUGCGUCAAGGGGGGUUGUGGAAGCAGUAUUUUGUACACUGUGGGUGCCAUCCCUUUGCCGUGUCCCUCUGCUGUCAGGAGAAGGUGGUCCAGGGCCUAGUGGCUGCUGAUUUUACUGCUGGAUUGUUUAAGAAAGCGUAUAGUUGACAAUGUGUUAGCCAAGGUAUUUGGGUGUCCCCUAGUUUGUCUUGCAUUUCUUGUGUUGGUAUGGGUUUGCUGUUUUUGUAGAAGUCUUUUAGGCAGUGCAGGCCUUCGGCUUGCCAGGUGUUUAUCUGGAGGUUUUGUGCUGCGUGUUGGAAUAGUGGGUGUUAGGCCAGGGGGUUAAUGGGGAUGGGGAUAGUUUGCCUACUUUUCACUUCCUGUGUGAAUCUGUUCAGUAUUGUGGGGAUUUUCUUUAGUUUGUUUUGGAGAAAUGGGUGUGCAGUUGUGGAGAUGUUUUCAACGGUGUCUCUCUCCAAGACCCUUCCAAGACUCGUUUUCUAGAAUAUAUGGGAUUACAUGGUAUACUUGGUUGGCGAUGUAACAUAAUUCUAUGUUGGGGAUUCCCUAUCCUCCUUCUGAGGAGGGGAGGUGCAGGUAUUUAGGGCUUAUUCUUGGCUCUCUGUGUGAUAAAAUAAACGAGUGUAGUUUUUUCUUCCACUUCUGGAGUUGGUUGGAGGAAUCCAGAUUGGGAGGAUUUGGAAUCAAUAGGUUAGCUUUGAGAGAGUGAUCAUUUUGAUCAUGGCUAUUUUGUCUGAGAAGGUGAAGUUGGCACUGUUCCAUUUCCUCAAGUAACUGUUGAUUUGUCGCCACAGGGGCUUGUAAUUGUGGAGGUAUAAUUUGUUGAGGUUUCUGGUUAUUUGAACCCCUAGGUACCUGAAUUUGGUGCGGCAAAGUUUUAUCUUUGUGAUGUUGGUGAAUUCCUUUUGGGUAUGCGGGGGGUGUGUGUGUGUGUGUGUGUGUGUUGAAGCACAUAGCCUCAGUUUUUGCAAAGUUUACUUGCAGGCCCGACACCAUUGCGGAUGUGUUGAGUUGCUGUGUUUAUGGGGUCUGGUGUCGUCACCAUCAGGUUGACCUGCGACCCUAGUUUAUAGGUUUUACCUUUUAUUUCCACACCCUUGAUAUCUGGGGCUGCUCAGAGUCGGAUUGCCAGGGGUUCCAGGGCCAAGAUGAAUAGGAAGGGAGACAGUGGGCAUCCUUGUCUUGUGCCUCUUGGGAUUGCUAUGGUAUUGGAGUCCAUAUUGUUAAUUCUGCAUUUUGCUUAGGUUUGGGAGUAAAUUUGUAGGAAGUUGGGCCCAAAUUUCAUGUUAGUUAAUACUGCUAAUAGAUAUUUCAACUCUAAGCAAUCAAAGGCUUUAAAGAUGUCUAGGGACCUGAUCGCCAGUGGGAGUUUGGUCGUUUUGCUGUGUUCUAUCAGAUUCAGUAGUUUCCUCCCGGGGUCUGUUACGUUGCAACCAGGAACAAAGCCUGCCUGGUCUGGGGUGAUAAGUUUGUGGAGGAAGAUUUUUAGGAAGAUUGAUGUGAAUAUCUUGUAGUCUUGGUUUAUCAGUGAGAUUGGUUUGUAUGAUUCUAUUUUGAGGCUAUCUUUGAGUGCUUUUGGGAUAGAGACUAUUUUGGAAGAGGCCCAGGUUUUGGGGAGGGGGCCCCUUUUAUGAUGUCGUUAAAUAGGCGGGUCAUGUAAGGCAUCAGGGGUUCUUUGAUUUUUUCCCCUAGAAUUCUGCUGUACAGCCAUCCGGGGCUGGGGCUUUGUGUGGUUUCAGGUUUUUGAGUACCGUCUCUAUUGCCUCUGGGGUGAGAGGGCUCUCCGUGAAUUCUUGUUCCUCUGCAGAUAAGGUUGGCAUGGUCAGCCCUGUUAGGAGUCUUCUGAUUUCUUGUUCAGUUGGGUUGCAGGAGGUGUAUAGGUUGGCAUAAAAUUCAGCAAAUUCUGAGGUUGUUUCUUUGCAGGAGGAUGUCAUAUUACCGUCUUUUUUAGUGACACAGUGUAUUCCUGUUUUGAGUGAUUUUUUUCCUGCAUCUAUUUGCUAAUAGUCUGGAGUUCUUCCCUCCACAUUCGUAAAAGCAUUGUUUAGAGUAUAGGAUGUUAAUCAUUGUUUUAUUGAUUUCUAGAGAGUCAAUUUCCCUUCUUUUUUGUUGUAUAAGUUUAAGGAGUUUUAUGAGUUUAAGUUGGUUUUUUUUGCUCCUGUUUUUUUGUAGUGUGAUGAGGGGGUCGUAAUGUCUUAUUCCAGUUUACCAAUUUUUGAGGAGGUUUUACAGUAUUUUUUUUUUUAAAAGGGAUGUCCUAAUAAUCCAUUGACUUUAUAAAAAGUGUGUGUGGCACACAAAUUGCUGCUAAGGAAAAGCAGUCUUAUAAAACCUCAAAAGGCAAGUUAAAAAAAAUCUAUGAAAACCUCUAGUUCAAAGGAUUAUUAACAAAGCUAUAAAAAAUGCAGCCAUACCAACCUCAGAAGUUUGAAGCUGCAAAACUAUUUUCAGGGCGUAUAGUGAAUCUCAAUCAUUUGCCAGAUACAUACAUUGCAUUUCUGUAGUUUCCUAGAGAUUUUGUGUAUCCUAAAUAUUUCCAAUCACAGCUUCCAUUUUCUUAUAUAUGAUUUGAUUCUGCAUCUUAAAGAAUGGGUCAGUUAAAAGAAACCAACCAACCCAUAAGCCCCUAAUCUGUAUAGAUACAUGGGGGGGGGGGUAGCAGUUAAUAGCAUGUUGUCAAUUCCUAAUCUUUCUCUUCUGUCCCUCCAUUGAUGACAUUCCUAAUCGAAAAACAUUUUGAAUUGUUGGGGUCCCUUGCCAUAGGGCAUUGCACCAUUGAAUACUGGCUUCCAUGCAGAGGCCUCAGUGCAAAGGCUCCAAUGGCAAUGAAACAGUGCAGUUUGAAAUGGGCUGAUAGUGGGACCACUCAGAUAACAUUUCCAGACCUUCCACGCAGCAUCAUGGCCUGGCCUGGGAUAGCUCAGGCAAUGUAGCAGUAGAGCUCGGUCGUGGGUUCGAGCCCCACAUUGGGUCAAAGAUUCCUUCAUUGCAGGGGUUUGGACUAGAUGACCUUUGUGGUCCCUUCCAAUUCUAUGGUUCUGUGAGGGAAUGAAGGGAUAGAUGAAGACAGUGCCGAAUUGAUGUUGCAAAACUUAAAGUGCUUCCUCUGAUUUAGAUUAACUUCCUCCUCUCCCAGGACUCUUGGCAGCUGCAAAGGGGGCAAAAAAUAAGAUAUAGCAGCUCUUGUGUUAAAAACUUAAGAGUGCAACAACUUGUACAAGAUGUGAAAAGAUGCUGGCUUUUUGGUGUGCUGCUGAAGUCAAAACGUAUCCCUGUUGGUGUUAGUUUCAGACUUCUGAGGGUUGAAGCCAACCUGAUUCUGAAGAAAUGUCACUUUGCCCUCUGAAGCUUAUGCAUUGUAUAUAUUGAAAUUCUGCUCAUUCUCCCUAGGCUAGUAAUGUUCCUGCCUUAGCAGAAUGCACACACACAGAGAGAGUGCUGAUGGAGAAAGUUUUUCUCAGUAUUUCUGUUGUGAUCAUUAAACCCCUGAGCUGCACUCCCUCACCCAUCUGCCUGCGUCUCUGCCCUAAAUGAGCAUUCAUUUGGACAGUUUUCCUGCAAGAAAGAUUUAAAUUCUUCUGCAGCAGGUGAUAUUGCCUUUCAUUUCACCAAAAUUUUAGUUUACUCGUUAAGUGUGGCAUUGUAGGAGUAUUUUGCUGCCUAUACAAUAAAAAUUGAGACAUUUCGCUAAAACUUGCUGCACAAUUUUUCAUGUGCCUGCAAGGGACCUUGAUAUGAUCAUGGCAGUAAUACCCCUCUUAAUUUUCUUUUGCAUCCAGCAAGUCUAAUCCUGACAGAUCUACAUAGUCAGAGAACUUGUACAUGUCCAGAAUUGUUACCUGACAAGCAGUGUGUGUGGCUGGGUGCUGUUGUGGCAAUAGAAGACAAGGAUGCACAACCUCUUGCUCUUCUUGUGUUGUUCAUCUGCUGGCAAGGCUGCGUCUGAACUGUACACCUUCAGCCUGCAGCUGUGGCCCCACACAGUUCAGUGCUCUCCAUGCAAAAAGAGAAAGAGUCCUUGCAAAUAGAAAGCUAGCUCAAACCAUUCUGCCCCCCUCCCCCCCAUCUAGAGUUCUGUGGAGGAUAUUUUUUUAUGAAAGAACAUUCAGUCAUAUGAACAGUCAGAAGUGGGACAGCCCAGACACAGAUUCACCAAGUUAGUGAGAAACUACUAAAUCAGUUUCAUAGUGUGCUGGGAAUAUGGUCAUAAUUAUGAUGAGCCUUAAAUGUUCUGCCUCUAGUCAACUUUUUAGGAAUUUAUUUUAGGCUUGUUGCUAUUUAAAUGUGCAAAUGAAUAGUGACCAGUUCCUUUGCUGUGUCAUCUUGUAGGGACUUCAUAACUCUAUUUUGCACUUGCAUAAAAUGAUUUGGUUUGUGUCAGAUGGCUGUUGCGGUUGCUCAAGAGUAACCAGGCCGGACUCCGGCCUGUCUUUUACAGGCUUUAUUUUGGUGCAAACUAUUUACAGUGAAGAGCAUCAUAAGUUCAUGUCUGGCUCAGUCGCUAGCAGAAUCCGGGAGUGGUCUGUUUUUGUACCUCCCCAACAUAAAAGUUUCGUUACCCCCAGCCGUUUCCGCCCCUCCCUGCGCCUCAGACUACUGCGCAGGAUGGGCGAUGGCAAGGGCCUGCUUCCCUCCUCUUGGCUUGCUCAGGAGCGGUGUUACGGCUCUCACUAGCAUCCUCUGGUCCCUGCACCUCCUCCCCACUGGAAGUGGGGCUUUCCUCCUCCCCGGAAGAGGAACUGCUUUGCAAGAUUUUCGGAGGCUCCCUCUGACACAACUGCCCUUCUAUCUCUCGCCUCUGAGCCGAUGGCAGUUCCCUGACAGUUUGACUCUUGUAAAAAUGUUGUUCAUAGGGAGGGUGAUUUAUUUAAUAGUUUUAAUCUUGGGUGUAAUCCUGUAUUGCAUUUUUGACCAUCUCUUGCUUCAGUAUUGCACAUUCCUUAUGCUAAAAGACUCAAAAGUCACACUUGUUGUUGGGGGGUGGGGCGAGGGGGGAACGAGUCCUAAUUCCUGACAAAAGGCGUCUCCUAAAGACUGGUGCAGGGACCUGAAAGUGUCACAUCUUUAUUUUUAAUGCUUCUUCCAGUAUAAUGACUUCUUGCAUGAGCAAACCAAGUAAAGAAUAAUGAAAAAGAAGCAGCAAAUGUAGCCAGCAACAACAUGCCAAUAACCUUGAGACUUUGAAACUUUGCAAAUGUUUGCUUGAGUGAAAUUCUCCUGUGUAUCACCAAAUAAGAAUGAGCUGAGGUCACUCUUGGCAAGAGGAGGACUCUUUUUCCCCCUGCACAAACAGCAUAACAUGAGAAGCAGGGAGUGGGUGAAGGAAGGGGGCAGGAAAAGGAAUCAAGGAGGACUGGAGAACAUUGUAGACAUAAUUUUUGUUUGAACAUAUUAUAUACAAAAAAGCAGCUUGCUUUGUUUGCAGGCUUUGAGUACAUAACUAUACAAAAAUUAGGGAUGCUUUUGCUGUCUUUCUACGCCAUAGUAUAACCAUGGCACAGAAUUCCCUACUUAAAGUUGCAUAAUUCUUUGUGGUUCUUGUCCGGUGAUAUUUUGGGGGCUGCCCUGAUUUAAGUCUCCACUCCAGCAAAAUUGCCAAAAUUCAACAGCAAAAUUUUGCCAGGCUUAUGAAACUCAUGGCAACUGCCGUUUGUGAGUAGUCAGCUGGCCACCUAAUAGCUUGAGCCAGCCUCUGGCAUCUGGGCCUGAGAAGCCCCUACUCCUAAAGAAUUUUUCUGCUUUGUCACUUUCUCCUUUGUGAGAUGAGGCACAGACCCCAAAGCCCCUUAAAACUUUCCUAUAUGCACCCUGUGAGCAGCAACACAAUUAUGGCCGUUAGGCACGUCAGGUGUCUGCACUGGCAAGUGGAAGCUCAGGAACGCAAAACCAGCCGCUGCCACCAAGUUACAGACAGGCAUCCAGACACACACCGAGAGCUGCCAAGCCAAACAAAAGAGAGUGGCGGAGCAGUAUCUGUAAAGCCAUGACAGCAAGGCAUUGGCGGAAGUUCAAGGGGAAGGGUACACGAGCAGCUCCCCAGUGGCUGUUUGGCAAACUAGUUUUAUUUUUAAAAUUUCUAUACUGCUUUAUAUUUUUAAGCAAACUCUCAAAGUGGUUGCGGCCUUCAUGCCUCACAGCCGGGCGAUGUUCCUAGCUGCAGAUCAGGCACCUGGUGGCACAGGUUUUUAUUUUCUUUAAGCUUCCAGUGCCAUUGACCCACAUGCCCUCUAGAUGUCUAUAGAUUUCCCUGUGCAAAUUAUUUUACCUGGGCCACAUUGCCAAAGUUGCUGUCAUGUUAAUGGUUUAUGUGGUCUAAAGGGUACAUUGCAAAUGCUCGUUGCAGUGCCUUGUCUUUUGUUAAAAUGUGUGCUUUGCCAUGAAAGGCAUUUAAAUCUUGUACAGUGUACAUAAGUAAUAAGGGGACAGAUGCAUACGAUUCCCGGGGAGUUUUGCCCCUUGAAUUAAAUUUUGCAUGCACAGUUUCACAUUUGCCCCCACAGCCGUUUACUUUGUGAGUAAAGGUAAAGUACAAAUUAGACUCCCCCAAAAGAGCCCCCGCUGUGUUUCUCUGGAAGGGAUGGCGGAGUGCUUCCUGACUGGACUCAGGAAGAAUUACUCAGGAGGAAUUAGUUGGGGAAGAAUUACUUGAUCCCAGGAAGGGAAGAUUCAGUGUAGGCAAUUAGGGUAGAGAAGUACAGUAUAUGAUGUAGUGACACGGCAGGCACCCUCUUCUGUGGGUGGGCCCACAAGAGGCUUUCUAAAAUAUGUAAUUUAAUUUAUGUGGCACCAGCACUUCUCUAACAGCACACUGGAUUGGGAAUAAAUAGUCUAAACUACCUCACUCUUUAUUUAGAAACUGAAUAGCCAGAGGUGCUGUGUGUGAGAGAGUAAAACAGCUUUAUGACUAUUGAAUGUGGGGAAGGGGAGGGGAAAUAGAAUAUGAUUGUUAGCAGACCUUCUGCAUGGCUUUUCCUUUUUAUAAUUCAACCACCCAUGUUGUCUCUGCCUCCCAGAAUAUGAUUGCAAAUAGACACUUGGAAAAGCUGAGAAUACGUUGCUGUUUUAAAAAACGAAUAAAGCAAGGAAAUAGUGUUACUGUUCUCCUGUUAAUGUAAGAGGCAACAAUUUCAACAAAUUUUUCUAGCAGCAUGAGUAGAGCAUGCUUGCAAAUUACGUGGGGUGAUGUCCUGGGGUUUGCUCCUAAAGCCAAAAUCUUGUAGUCAAAGCUCAUUGGGUUCAAUGAUGGGUGGGAUUGCCAAAGCCUUUUUUUAAAAAAAAACUCCACCCUCUUUUGCUUCCCCCCUUUUUUACAUUUUUUGCCAUACGUGUAUAGCUGAAUGCACACAAGUUAAAUGUGCAUCAGUUGUGGGCUUACUGUAUUCCUAAUGGAAGAUUUUUACAUGCAUGAUGAGUAAUUACUACCUAAGUGUCAGUCACUAGUUUCCAGAGAGUUCUGCCCAAAGCAAUACAGUUAUACCUCGAGCUGAAAUAGCUUCGGGAUAAAUAUUUUCGGGUUGUGCGCUGCGGUGACCCGGAAGUAAUGGAGCAUGUUACUUCUGGGUUUUACCGUUCGCACAUGCACAGACGGUCAAAAUGACGUCACGCGCAUGUGUGGAAGCGGCGAAUCAUGACCCGCACGGACGCGGGUUGCGUUCGUUUCUGGAUGCGAACGGGGCUCCGGAACGGAUCCUGUUCGCAUCCAGAGGUACCACUGUAUACAACAUGUGGCCUGACAAAACACAGUAAAACACAAUAAAGAAAUAAAUGCUGUAAACAGGCAAGAACACCACCCCAGCAGAAAUGGUCUGGUUUCUUUGGAGUCACAAUAAUAGUUUUGCAACACACAGAGUGGCCCUUCAUGCACUGGCUGGAAGGAAAGAAAGGAAAAGGGAGUUAGACAAAAUCAUUGUGGUGAUUCGGAGGUGUUUAGUCCAUCAGGUCAUUUUUUCAAUACCAUGCCCCCACCCCCCGGUCAGGCAGCUGACAUCACUCUGAUGGGUGGGGGACAUCAGCUGAUGGGCAGAGGGUAGAGUUCAAUUUUGUGUAAGCUGCGUAUACAGUAUCAGGUUUACUCAAGUUCCCAUUGCAGGCAGGUUUCCCACAUCUAAUGCAGUGCAAACGCCUUCCUGAUCAAAAUGAAGGCCCCCCCCCUCCAUUUUAGCAGUUUCUUGCUGCCUGCAAGGUGCUUUGAAGGCCUUUGUAUCCUACAUGAUAGAUCACCAGUAAGCUGUUGAGCUGCUUCUGGAUUUGUCUUUGUGUAACAUGGUAAAUGGCACUAAGAACAGGCUGAUUACAACUGGGGAUUUAUGUGGAGAUGCUGUUACAUGUGUUUUGUUUUUGAUCACACCAGUCCCUUUGCUAGUUCUGCUGUUAGCCAUUUUAGUAAAUUCCUUUGCUGUCAAUUUUCUUCUAGGUCUUCUCAGUGGGCAGACAGCUCCUACCAACAUAAAACUGGAGAAACUGGAUUCUCAGCAAGUUCUACAGCUCUGCCUGCGAUACCAAGACCACCUUCACCAAUGCGCAGAAGCGGUUGCCUUUGACCAGAAUGCUUUAGUCAAACGGAUCAAAGAGGUAUGGAAUAUGCUGGGGUUGGAGAAGCAAAGGGGGUUCUGUGAAGCCAUCUUCAACAGCCCUUGCCCUUUUGAGGCAAGAAAAGCCCUUCAGCUUUCCCACUUUAUUCCCCCCACCUCUCAUUUGUAACAUGACUGGAGAAAACUGCUCUAUAAUUAUGUCUCUCUGGGGGAGAGAACAGUAGUUUAAAGCAGGUUAAAGUCCUAUUUACACUAGUUGUGUCGGACCAAAGUGGUGGUGUUACAAGGCGUUGCCCUGCUCCACCCCUCUUCCCACCAACAUCCGCUCUAAGCUGCUUCUGUCACAGCUUUCCUCAGUUCCAUCCACGCAAAGGUCCAUCUGCCUCUUCAGCCAUGGAAGCCCCUCUUACCAGCUUUAUUGAGGGAACCCCUUUAUGGAGAGGAGGAAUCCUCAGUCCAGGCUGUCGUAUGCGUUUUGGUCAUCAUUUUUGUUUUGAUAUUUUGCUUGGUUUAAUGUAUUUUUAUUACACUUUAUUGCACUGUAAAUUACAUCAUGGAGACUUUAUUUUUUUAGUAAAAAGUGAUAUACAAGUUAGAUAAAUCAAAGCAAGCUGCACUUUCCAUUCUUCAGCUGCAGUCCUACUUUCUUCGUGUAUCAUCUGUUUUAGAUUAUAAACUCCUGUAAAUACUGACCAGUUGCUUGAUUGUGUACAUCUCCUAGCUGUUGUAGAUGCUUGAUAGUUGGCAUUAAUAUUGCAUUUGAGCAAAUAUGUGGAGAAAAUCAUUGACCAGUGAAUGUUGUUAUCACUUAGAUUGUUAGAUCAUUGGCUUGUAUUACACAAUUCAACAUACUCUGUUCUAAACAGGUAAUAAUUGUGCAAAUGUCACAAUCAGUAUUUCUGCCCAACUUCCUUUUGCAAACUAGAUUGUACCACUGUCUCUUUUCUCUCUUAUUUUUCUCCCUUUCUUAAAAUAAGCAAUGAACAUAACAUGCUAUUUUUAUUGGGUGGUUGCUUAAUCUUUACUUACUUUCCAUACAGGGCAGCCAAGAUUCAUAGUUAGCAUGACUCAGAACUCAGAACUUCCAUAUGGCUAGAUGAACAAUAAUGUGAUUCACUGCAUUUAUUGAAUGCCUGCAAUCAUUUCAUGCUGUGUUGAAUCCCAGUUCAGAUGUGAACCAUUUUUAUUUUUUAAAAGUAUUUUGGUCAACACAUAAUCUGAAGCCAACUAAUUACACAAGGUGUGACUGUAUCUGCAGGUGUUGAUGACUCAGAUUACUUUGAUAUCCAGCAAUUUUUUAAAUUGCCAACUUGAAGAAACUGUGCUAAUUCAAAUAAAGCCUGUAAACCUUCCUGAAACUAGAUUCAUCUUUCUGUCACUCUCUGAUGGUCACUCUCUUGCUUUUAGUUUGAGUGGAGAACUAACAGGGAAGUCUAUCUGCCAACAGAGGGAAACAAAACAGCUUGUACAGUGGUACCUCGGGUUAAGUACUUAAUUCGUUCCGGAGGUCCGUUGUUAACCUGAACCUGUUCUUAACCUGAAGCACCACUUUAGCUAAUGGGGCCUCCUGCUGCCGCCGCGCCACCGUCGCACGAUUUCUGUUCUCAUCCUGAAGCAAAGUUCUUAACCUAAAGCACUAUUUCUGGGUUAGCGGAGUCUGUAACCUGAAGCGUAUGUAACCUGAAGCUUAUGUAACCUGAGGUACCACAUUCUUCUUCUUCUUCUUCUUCUUCUUCUUCUUAUUAUUAUUGAGUGGAAACUAAUCUUCAGGCAGAAGUUUGUUGUGGCAGUAGUAGAUUGAUAUAUAUAUGUAGAGAGCGAGAGAGAUAGUAACAUAAUUUUCUUAAAAUUUUAUGGUGUGCAUGGUAUAAAAGUAAAAAAUGUAGGUAAUAAGAGAGAGUCAUAAAACUAGAAGGAAACAAUAAUUAAUAGUGCAAGUCUGACACACUUAACUACUGUCAGUUCUUACCAGAUGAACCCUCAAAUACUGUGGUUUGGGACUGCACCAUGUAGCAGUAGUUUUUGACUAGCAGCGGAAGCCAAAAUGAAAUGACAUAUAGACACUGCUUCCCCCCCAGGGUGUACUCAAGGGUACGCAGUACCCGCACCUCUUUUUUGGGGGGGGGGGUUUAAAAAGUGUAACACUUACUGUAACAACUUCAUUAUGAGUUCCGGUACCUAUUUUUCUAGGAAAAAAAGAGAUGACAUAUGGUCUGGUGAGAAAUAUGAAUAUGAAAGAUUUCCAUGAUUGUUGCUUCCUCCACAUCUUGCUGGUAUUCGGUUUAUGUUUAGCAGCAUACAAUUCCAGGAUGAACAAUUCCAGUGAUUUGCGCUCAAUGGUAUUUUUCUUCAGACAUGAUGUCUGGACUGCCACCGACCUGUCCUGUAGCAGAAUAAUGCCAUGGUCCCAUUGGAAAAGGUUCUCAAGCUCAACGUGGUUCAGGUUGCUGGUGAAGAAAGGCCCAUCUAGAGAGGGAGCAGGAGACCUAACAGGUCAUCUCAUCUGCUAUCUGCCCCAUCAGCCACUGUAUCCUGCAGGAAGGGGCAGACACCCUCUUAUUAGGAAGUCUGUUCUGCACAAUGGUGUCGGAGGAAGUUACCCAUUACAUAUCACACGAAUGCCAUAUCUUAGUGUCCUUUAGGUACUUGUUGAAGACGUUUCUCUAUCAGCAAGUCUUAUAAGUGGAUAUUGGUAUCCACGUUCAUAUCUGCAUUGGAUUUGAAAUUGAUUUUAUAUAUGGUAAUAGUUUUUGGUGGUUUUUUUUGAAUAAUUUUGUAUGUAAUUGGGUUUUUGUUUUUAAAAUUGUUUUAUUCUUAUUUUAAUUGCUUUUGAGUUAUCUCAUAGGAAGUGAUUCAUGAAUGAAAUAAUAAUGUUUAUUUUUUAACAACAGCAGCCUUCACGCCAGAUUCCCCCAAGCAUUCAUGCUCCUGGCUUAUUCCCUGAAAACAGAGUAGUAGUUUAGACAUGCCUUGAGGAAGUGUGGUAACAGAGCUCUCUACAUGGGACUGCCUGUACUGGCUAUCUGAACUGGAGGCCAGUGCAGUGCAGAGAGGCAUUUGUCACAUAAUGUGUCUGUUUUCAGCGCCUGUCCUACACAGCAGUAAUUAAGGCCUAGUAAGAAUGGAUGAGAAAGCAGUGGCUCUCCUGAUGUUGCUAACGAUGGAUGACCCUUCCAUUCUUGUAUGGUGCCCAGUUGUCGUAUGUAACUCACUGGAGCUGUAGACCCUGUACGUAAACACCAGCCAAAUUCAGUAGUAAAGAAUGAGAGAUUGGCACUGUGCCACUUCCCAGAAACAGAGUUACUAUUUAGCCUCCAAAGAAUAGAGCGGGAUGUUAUUUGUGGCGUAACUUUUUUAAAAAUUGGAGUUGACUUUCCAUUACCUCAGAAGCUUAUACAAACCGGAAAAUAAAUGCUCUGGGCACUAUGCACACACCACAACUACACCCACCCAGCCCAUAAAUGGUUUCUACUAAAGCCAAUAAAUUGCUUCUUUGAAGCAUAAUUGUGGUGAGUGGGGCACAGCAGGGAAGAGGCUGGCAACAGCCCUGAAAUCACCUACCUGCACUGUAGUUAGGCUUGAAAAAGCCUGUCUACUGGGUAAAAUAGAAGGCUUUUUCAAGCCUAUCGUGUUCCAGUCUUACUCUGAGAGAGGUUGUAGAAUCAUAGAAUCAUAGAAUCAUAGAAUCAUAGAGUUGGAAGAGACCACAAGGGCCAUCGAGUCCAACCCCCUGCCAAGCAGGAAACACCAUCAGAGCACUCCUGACAUAUGGUUGUCAAGCCUCUGCUUAAAGACCUCCAAAGAAGGAGACUCCACCACACUCCUUGGCAGCAAAUUCCACUGUCAAACAGCUCUUACUGUCAGGAAGUUCUUCCUAAUGUUUAGGUGGAAUCUUCUUUCUUGUAGUUUGGAUCCAUUGCUCCGUGUCCGCUUCUCUGGAGCAGCAGAAAACAACCUUUCUCCCUCCUCUAUGUGACAUCCUUUUAUAUAUUUGAACAUGGCUAUCAUAUCACCCCUUAACCUCCUCUUCUCCAGGCUAAACAUGCCCAGCUACCUUAGCCGUUCCUCAUAAGGCAUCGUUUCCAGGCCUUUGACCAUUUUGGUUGCCCUCCUCUGGACACGUUCCAGUUUGUCAGUGUCCUUCUUGAACUGUGGUGCCCAGAACUAGACACAGUACUCCAGGUGAGGUCUGACCAGAGCAGAAUACAGUGGCACUAUUACUUCCCUUGAUCUAGAUGCUGUACUCCUAUUGAUGAGGCCCAGAAUUGCAUUGGCUUUUUUAGCUGCCGCGUCACACUGUUGGCUCAUGUCAAGUUUGUGGUCAACCAAGACUCCUAGAUCCUUUAAACAAGUACUGCUCUCAAGCCAGGUGUCACCCAUCUUGUAUUUGUGCCUCUCAUUUCCCCCCCCCCCAAGUGCAAUACUUUACAUUUCUCCCUGUUAAAAUUCAUCUUGUUUGUUUUGGCCCAGUUCUCUAAUCUGUCAAGGUCGUUUUGAAGUGUGAUCCUGUCCUCUGGGGUGUUAGCCACAGCCACCCCUCCCAGUUUGGUGUCAUCUGCAAAUUUGAUCAGGAUGCCCUUGAGUCCAUCAUCCAAGUCGUUGAUAAAGAUGUUGAAUAAGACCGGGCCCAAGACAGAACCCUGUGGCACCCCACUAGUCACUCUUCUCCAGGAUGAAGAGGAACCAUUGAUGAGCACCCUUUGGGUUCGGUCAGUCAGCCAGUUACAAAUCCACUGAGUGAUAGCAUAGUCAAGACCGCAUUUUACCAGCUUCUUUACAAGAAUAUCAUGGGGCACCUUGUCAAAUGCCUUGCUGAAAUCAAGGUAGGCUACAUCCACUGCGUUCCCUUCAUCUACCAGGCUUGUAAUUCUGUCAAAAACGAGAUCAGGUUAGUCUGACAUGACUUAUUUUUCAGAAAUCCAUGCUGACUAUUGGUGAUCACAGCAUUCCUUUCUAGGUGCUCACAGACUGUUUGCUUAAUGAUCUGCUCCAGAAUCUUCCCUGGUAUUGAUGUCAGACUGACUGGGCGGUAAUUAUUUGGGUCCUCUCUUUUCCCUUUUUGAAAAUAGGGACAACAUUUGCCCUCCUCCAGUCUGCCGGGACUUCGCCUGUUCUCCAGGAAUUCUCAAAGAUGACUGCCAGUGGUUCUGAGAUCACAUCUGCCAGUUCUUUUAAUACUCUUGAAUGCAGUUCAUCUGGCCCUGGAGACUUGAAUACAUCUAAACUAGCCAAGUAUUCUUGUACUAUCUCCUUAGUUAUUCUGGGCUGUGUUUCCUCUGCUGAAUCAUUUGCUCCAAAUUCUUCAGGUCGGGCAUUGUUUUCUUUAUCGGAGAAGACUGAGGCAAAGAAGGCAUUGAGGAGUUCAGCCCUUUCUGUGUCCCCUGUUUGCAUUUCACCAUCUUCUCCUCUGAGCGACCCCACUGUUUCUUUGUUCUUCCUUUUGCUACGAACAUACCCAUAAAAGCCUUUUUUGUUGCUUUUAACCUCUCUAGCAAGCCUGAGUUCAUUCUGUGCUUUAGCUUUUCUGACUUUGUGUCUACACGUGCUGGCUAUUUGUUUGAAUUCCUCUUUGGUGGUUUCCCCCCUUUUCCAUUUUUCCUUUUCCAUUUUCCACUCAGUUAAAAGUUCUUUAGAUAGCCACCCUGGCUUCUUUAGGCACCUUCCAUGUUUCCGUCUCAUUGGUAUUGCCUGAAGUUGUGCUUUUACUAUCUCCCUCUUAACAAACUCCCAGCCAUCAUGAACUCCCUUUCCUUUUAGUAUUACUGUCCAUGGGAUCUCACCCAGCACUUCCCUAAGUUUUAUGAAGUCGGCUUUCUUAAAGUCAAGAAAUUGAGUCCUAGUAUGCUUGGCUGCUCCUUUCCGCUGUAUAGUAAACUUCAGAAGAGCAUGAUCACUUGCGCCUAAUGAUCCUUCCACUUCUACCCCACUAACCAGGUCAUCAACAUUGGUUAGGACCAGAUCUAAAAUGGCUGUUCCUCUUGUUGCUUCUCCCACUUUCUGGACAAUGAAGUUGUCUGCAAGGCCAGUGAGGAAUCUGUUUGACCUUAUGCUCUUGGCUGAGUUUGACAUCCAACAAAUAUCCAGGUAAUUGAAGUCCCCCAUUACUACUAUCACCUUACUUUUGCAUGCUUGGCCAUCUGUUCCAGGAAGGCAUCAUCUAUGUCCUCCGUUUGGCUUGGGGAUCUAUAGUAAACUCCCACAAUGAGGUCACUGUUAUUCUUCUCUCCCUUAAUUUUGACCCAAAUGCUCUCACUUUGGCUUUGAGGUUCUAAAUCUUGGAUCUCUUCACAGGUAUACACAUCCCUGACAUAUAACGCCACUCCUCCUCCUUUCUUGUCUGGUCUGUUUCUCUGAAAUAGAUUGUAUCCCUCCAUUAUUACAUUCCAAUCGUGGGACUUAUCCCACCAGGUUUCAGUGGGCAUAUUGAGCCCUUUUAAGCCUCUGCCUCCAGACCAUCUCUUUCAGGCUCCACCACAUUCUGGAGAACUUCCAAGUUCUUAAAGGGUCAACCUUCUGGGAUGAAGAUGGGCCCUUCUUCUCUAUUCCAUAGCUCCAUGUGCUGCUGGAGCAGUGAGGUACUGUCAGCAGCAUUUGCUUUUUCAGGAGAAGGUUCUCAUGAGGUCCUGGUGGUAUGGAAAUUCUUCUGGGGGCUCAGACGUAGUGGUCUCCUGAAGCAACAGACAGGGCCGUCUUAAGCAUAUCCAGUGCUGUGGUGCAAAGAUCCCUCCAGUGCCGCCCCCGCCCCAUUUCCCAGAGUUGUUGACCUUUUUUUAGGGAGCUGACACCCGCUUACACAUUAUCUCUGCUUGGGAAAAGAAAAUAGGAAACAUAAACAAACUUUUUUUAGUUGCUCAUUUAUUAACAAUGCACCUAUAUACACACUUAUAUAGUCUCAGAUGCAUGUGGGCCAGCCAAAAUCUGACAAGUCACUCCUGGUCUUAAAUUGUCCAAGCAAAAUGGCACAGCUUAACCUGGCACCAAAAUGAGAAAAAAUGCUGAACUUAGAUAUACCUCAGUCAGUAAAGCAUGAGACUCUUAAUCUCUGGGUUGUGGUUUCAAGCCCCAUGUUGGGCAAAAGAUUCUUGCAUUGCAGGGGGUUGGACUAGAUGACCGUGGUGGUUCCCUUCCAACUCUGAAUGGUUCUGUUAUUCUGUUGUAUCUGAAAGGCUGUUCACAGGGAAGAUGGAGCAAACUGGUUUGUGAGAGACGCUUGUGCUGUGAUUCCUGCACUGGAGGACCCCUCGGGGGUCCCUUCCAACCAUCCAGUUCUGUGAUCUUAUGAUUAAAAUACUCCAAGAAAUAAAUAAACGGGCUUCUCUGUGGCAGUCACUGGAAAGGGCUCCAGAAAGUUUCGUAUGUGCCCUGUAGCCCAUGCCCCAUUCACCAGGCGAGACCCGGUGAGCUGAAGGAUGGCUCCUCAGUGGCAAGCGGGCUUGAGUACGUGACUGCACGUCUGAGGGAUCUGGGCCGGCCACCUCAACGCCUCCCUUGCUCCGCCUUGGACUCUGGGCAGGCGGAGGGUGGCGGAGGCAAGGCUGGGCUGAGCGCCUAGUGGGAAGCACACAGCCUCUAGGCAGGCGGAGGUGCGCACAGGCCAGCAGAGGCGUAGGAAGGUCAGGUGGUACCCGGUGCAGAAAAUUUCUUGUCACCCCCCCCCCAUUGUGUUAUUUUUCACCUGCAAAAAUGGUUUUACGUUAUCUGAGCCUCUGAUAACAAGCAGGUGACUAUGGACAGAUACUUAAAUCUACAGGAUGGAUUGUGUUUUGGCUUGUGUUAUUUUAUUUAUAUUUAUUGUUUAUUUAUUUAAUAAAAUUUAUUUUAAAAAACCAAAACAAAAAAACAUCACAGCAGUAAAAUCAGGAAAAAUUAACAAUCCUACUUUAAAAAGUACAAAAGCUAAAAUAUUAAGAUUAAAAAUACUUCAGCUUCCUAAGCAUCUAGGUAUGCUUGCCUAAAGAAGAAUGCUUUUAGCAGGUGCCUGAAAAGAGUCUAGCAAAGGCACAUGCUUUGUUGAAAUUUCAGCCUUCACAACAUAGGAAAACAGCUAAGUAAACAGCUAUUUUCAUGGAGGAGGGUCAAGAUAUUAACUGAUAUGCAUGAAAUUUCAUAUGUAGCUAUAUAAUCCCUAGUGUAGUAAGAUAAGGCCUUUGGAGCAGGCAUUUUCUAAAAAACAGUUUUUUAUGAACCGCCCUAGUAGGGCAGUAAUUGUUCCUUGAUAAUUUUACCCCCCCCCCCCAUGAUGGCCCCUGGGGAGACCCGCCCCCCCUUUACUACGCCCCGGCUGCUCGGCUGUUGAGCAGCAGGAGCCCGACUCCUGAAGUGGCAGGCGGCGGAGGCUGCAAGGCCGGGCGCACUCAGCCUCUGGGCAGGCUGGCCGCGCCUCAACACCUCCUGCUUGGCACUCCUAAGCAGCAGCCGGAGCCUGAGUCCCGAGUCGACGGCGGGCGGCGGAGGCUUCAAAGUCGGAUGCACAAAUAAUAAUAAUAAUAAUUUAUUAUUUAUACCCCGCCCAUCUGGCUGGGCUUUCCCAAUCACUCUGGGCGGCUUCCAAAAGAAUAUUAAAAUACUGUGAUACAUCGAGCAUUAAAAGCUUCCCUAAACAGGGCUGCCUUCAGAUGUCUUCUAAAAGUCUGGUAGUUGUUGUUCUCUUUGACAUCUGGUGGGAGGGCGUUCCACAGGGAGGGCGCCACUGCCGAGAAGGCCCUCUGCCUGGUUUCCUGUAACUUGGCUUCUCGCAGUGAGGGAACCGCAAGAAGGCCCUCGGUGCUGGACCUCAGUGUCCGGGUAGAACGGUGGGGGUGGAGAUGCUCCUUCAGAUAUACUGGACCGAGGCCGUUUAGGGCUUUAAAGGUCAGCACCAACACUUUGAAUUGUGCUCGGAAAUGUACUGGGAGCCAAUGUAGGUCUUUCAAGACCGGUGUUAUAUGGUCUCGGCGGCCGCUCCCAGUCACCAGUCUGGCUGCUGCAUUCUGGAUUAGUUGUAGUUUCCGGGUCACCUUCAAAGGUAGCCCCACGUAGAGCGCAUUGCAGUAGUCCAAGCGGGAGAUAACCAGAGCAUGCACCACUCUGGCGAGGCAGUCCGCAGGCAGAUAGGGUCUCAGCCUGCGUACCAGAUGGAGCUGGUACACAGCUGCCCUGGACACGGAUUUAACCUGUGCCUCCAUGGACAGCUGUGAGUCCAAAAUGACUCCCAGGCUGCGCACCUGGUCCUUCAGGGGCACAGUUACCCCAUUCAGGACCAGGGAAUCCUCCACACCUGCCCGCCUCCUGUCCCCCAGAAACAGUACUUCUGUCUUGUCAGGAUUCAAUCUCAAUCUGUUAGCCGCCAUCCAUCCUCCAACCGCCUCCAGACACUCACACAGGACCGUCACCGCCUUCACUCGUUCUGAUUUGAAAGAGAGGUAGAGCUGGGUAUCAUCCGCAUACUGAUGAACACUCAGCCCAAACCCCCUGAUGAUCUCUCCCAGCGGCUGAAUGUAGAUGUUGAAAAGCAUGGGGGAGAGGACAGAACCCUGAGGCACCCCACAAGUGAGAGCCCAGGGGUCUGAACACUCAUCCCCCCCCCCACUUUCUGAACACGGCUCAGGAGGAAGGAGCGGAACCACUGUAUAACAGUGCCCCCAGCUCCCAGCCCCUCAAGACGGUCCAGAAGGAUGUUAUGGUCGAUGGUAUCAAAUGCCGCUGAGAGAUCCAGCAGAACUAGGAAACAGCUCUCUCACCUUUGUCCCUAGCCCGCCAGAGAUCAUCAACCAGUGCGACCAAGGCAGUUUCAGUCCCGUGAUGAGGCCUGAAUCACGACUGGAAGGGAUCCAAAUGGUCCACUUCUUCCAGGCGUGCCUGGAGUUGUUCAGCAACCAUUCGCUCAAUCACCUUGCCCAAGAAUGGAAGAUUUGAGACUGGGCGAUAGUUGGCCAUCGUGGCCGCAUCUAAAGAUGAUAACCACCUCUUUCAGCGAGUCUGGGAAGGCUCCCUCAUGGAGGGAAGCAUUCACCACCCCAUGAAGCCCAUCGCCCAGUCCUUCCCGGCUAGCUUUUAUAAGCCAGGAUGGGCAAGGAUCAAGGAGACUGGUGGUUGGUUUCACUCACCCAAGCAGCCUGUCCACAUCCUCGGAGGUAACAGAUUGGAAUUGAUCCCACACAAUUUGACUAGACAGGACUCUAGCACUCUCCUGCCCCGGCCCUGUGCAAGCAUCGCUGCACGAGCCGAGGCGACUGUUGAAGCCGGCCAACGGAGCCUCGUGUGAGUAGCGCACUGCUGGGCUGGCCCUACACCAGUGGCGCGCAGGGGGCGGAGCCGCUGAAUAAGCAGAAUCAUAGAAUCAUAGAAUCAUAGAGCUGGAAGAGACCACAAGGGCCAUCGAGUCCAACCCCCUGCCAAGCAGGAAACCCCAUCAGAGCACUCCUGACAUAUGGUUGUCAAGCCUCUGCUUAAAGACCUCCAAAGAAGGAGACUCCACCACACUCCUUGGCAGCAAAUUCCACUGUCGAACAGCUCUUACUGUCAGGAAGUUCUUCCUAAUGUUUAGGUGGAAUCUUCUUUCUUGUAGUUUGGAUCCAUUGCUCCGUGUCCGCUUCUCUGGAGCAGCAGAAAACAACCUUUCUCCCUCCUCUAUGUGACAUCCUUUUAUAUAUUUGAACAUGGCUAUCAUAUCACCCCUUAACCUCCUCUUCUCCAGCCUAAACAUGUCCAGCUCCCUUAGCCGUUCCUCAUAAGGCAUCGUUUCCAGGCCUUUGAACAUUUUGGUUGCCCUCCUCUGGACACGUUCCAGUUUGUCAGUGUCCUUCUUGAACUGUGGUGCCCAGAACUGGACACAGUACUCCAGGUGAGGUCUGACCAGAGCAGAAUACAGUGGCACUAUUACUUCCCUUGAUCUAGAUGCUAUACUCCUAUUGAUGCAGCCCAGAAUUGCAUUGGCUUUUUAGCUGCCGCGUCACACUGUUGGCUCAUGUCAAGUUUGUGGUCAACCAAGACUCCUAGACCCUUUUCACAUGUACUACUCUCAAGCCAGGUGUCACCCAUCUUGUAUUUGUGCCUCUCAAUUUUUUUUGCCCAAGUGAAAUACUUUACAUUUCUCCCUGUUAAAAUUCAUCUUGUUUGUAUUUGACCAGUUCUCUAAUCUGUCAAGGUCGUUUUGAAGUGUGAUCCUGUCCUCUGGGGUGUUAGCCACCCCUCCCAGUUUGGUGACAUCUGCAAAUUUGAUCAGGAUGCCCUUGAGUCCAUCAUCCAAGUUGUUGAUAAAGAUACAUAAGCCGAGGUUGGGGGCAGGGUCUCUGUUGCAGCAAUUGCAUUACUGAGUUUAUACCUAUGGGAGACAUUACUGUACUUUUGACAAUGAAGAGUUGAUUCCCCUUUCUGCACAUUCCUUGCCUGUCAGUACACCCUGAACAUUGGAACUAGAUGAAUGAUACAAAUAAAUGUGUUGGUUUGGAGAGAGGGAGAGGGAGCCAUUGGCAAAAGAGCUCUGUCUGCCUGCUGCUAGGCUCUCUCGGCUCUUCCCGGACGACUCAGCUCAACUCCGGACUCCCCUGAUUCAGCACGCCAGCUGCACCACUGGUUAGAGACGGGCCUGGCAACAGAUCCAGAACCUGAACCUGAUCUGGACUCCAUAGCAGGAGACACUGAAGCCCUUGACUCUGUGUCUUGACCACUGCUGGACAAUAGGGUCAUUGUAAAGCCUAAUUUCAGUCCAGAAACAGGCCCUGGUGUGCUCUAGGAAGGGCGUCUGUGGGUAAAUGCCCUCGGACAUCCCAUUGACAACUCCUGCCAAUGAACUGGUUAGAAAACCUUGGAUCAGUUUUAAAAGGUGCCUUUGAUUGAUCACUAGACUUUUAUUUAAACAAUUUGUAAUGGAUCCAGGGGGGUGGGGAGUUUCCCCCUUCCUUUCUGUUGAAGAAUUCCCCAUAAAAAGCAUCACAAUAGGGGGGCAGAAUCUAAGCGAUUGAAACCCAGGAUAGUUUUCUGUUCCAAGCAUCUGCGCAGGGUUCCCAAUCUCAGGCCCUCCUGAUGCCACACUUGGUCUGCACCAGGCUGGUCAUACAAAUAUUUUGAAAAGCCACAAGCAACAGACAAACAAUUGAGAUGAUUAACUAAAUUAUCCAAGAAUACCUCUUUUAAGAUGAUUCCAUUUCUGACACAUGCAUGCUUAAAAAGAAAGAUGUGCUUCUUUUGGCAUUGCUUUUAAUUAUGUGCAGUGCAUAUAGUGAGGCUGUGCUCAAAUACCCCCCUCCCCCAUCACAGCCUCCAUUGUGAGCUGAAUCAUGCACAGAUUCAGCUAAUGCACCUGCAGCAGUUUCCACAGUCAGUAGCAUGGAAGACCUGGCACACGCUGGAGUGUGUGUGGAAGAGGGACCUGUGCCUCCCUGUGCCACAGUGCCUUGGCGCAGCUUCCAGCUGAAAUUAUAAACUCUGGAUAAGAGUUGCCAUAUACCUUAUUCUUUGGCUGAAGAAAGCACCAGCUGCUAGCUGAACAGAAGAACCUGAUUAACAGCAAAUCGAAAGCCUGCAAAUCAGAUGGGAUGAACUUUGACAACACAUUUUACAUAAAAAUAUUUUGCCAUUGAAACAAAAGCAGUUCACUUAGUUAAACUAAAAAUCAGUUGAAUUUUAGAAAUAAAAAUAUUGAAAGAUGUACAUGUGGGGAAUGGGGGGAGGAGGAGGACAGGAUUUCGGUAAAGAAUGCGCUUGGGGAAAAUAUACUUAGAAUCAUAGAAUCAGAGAGUCAUGGAAUCUUAGAUUUGGAAGGGACCCAAGGGUCAUCUAGUCCAACCCCCUGCAAUGCAGGAAUCUUAGCUAAAGCAUCCAUGACAGAUGAGCAUCCUGCUUAAAAACCUCCAAGGAAGGAGAGGCCACCACCUCUCAUGAGAGUCUGUUCACUGCUGAGUAUCUCUUACUGUCAGAAAGUUUUUCCAAAUGUUUAGUCAGAAUCUACCAUAUUUUUCGCUCUAUAAGACGCACCAGACCACAAGUUUUUGGAGGAGGAAAACAAGAAAAAAAAAUAUUCUGAAUGUCAGAAGCCAGAAGAGCAAGAGGGAUCGCUGCACAGUGAAAGCAGCAAUCCCUCUUGCUGUUCUGGCUUCUGGAAUAGCCGCACAGCCUGCAUUCGCUCCAUAAGACGCACACACAUUUCCCCUUACUUUUUAGGAGGGGAAAAGUGAGUCUUAUAGAGCAAAAAAUACGGUACUUUCUUGCAACUUGAAGCCAUUGGUUUGAGUCCUAUCCUCCAGAGCAGGAGAAAACAAGCAUGCGCCUUCCUCCAUGGGACAGCCCUUCAGAUAUUUGAAGAUGGCUAUCAUAUCUCCUCUCAGUCUCCUCUUUUCCAGGCUAAACAUACCCAGCUCCUUCAAGCGCUCCUCAGAAGUCUUGGUUUCCAGACCCUUAAUCAUCUUGUUCAUGCUCCUCUGCACACGUUCCAGCUUGUCAACAUCCAUCUUAAAUUGUGGUGCCCAGAAUUGGACACAGUAUUCCAAGUGUGGUCUGACUAAGGCAGAAUAGAGUGGUACUAUGACUUCCCUUGAUCUGGACACUAUACUUCUGUUGAUCCAAACUAGAAUAGCUUUAGCUUUUUUUGCUGCUGCAUCACACUAUUGACUCAUGUUAAGCUUGUGGUCCACCAAGACCCAGAGAUCCUUUUCACAUAUUAAGCCAGGUGUUCCCCAUCCUAUAUUUGUGCAUCUGGUUCUUCCUAAGUUCAAUAGGGACCUUACAUUGGUCCCUAUUGAAAUUCAUUUUGUUAGUUUGGGCCCAGUUCUCCAAUCUGUUAAGGUCAUUUUGAAUUCUAAUUUUGUCUUCUGCGGCAUUAGCUGCAGUUUCGUGUCAUCUGCAAAUUUGAUGAGCAUCCCCUCAAUUCCUUCAUCCAAGUCAUUUAUAAAGACGUUGAACAACAACGGGCCCAGGACAGAACCCUGCGGCACCCCACUUGUCACUUUUUCCCAGGAUGACGAGGAACUGUUAAUGAGUGCUCUUUGGGUUCAGCCAGUCAACCAGCUACAAAUCCACCUAACAGUUACCUCGUUCAACCCACAUUUUACCAGCUUCUUCGCAAGAAUAUCAUGGGGACUAUGUCAAAAGCCUUACUGAAAUCAAGAUACACUAUGUCCACAGCAUUUCCCUGAUCCACCAAGUUUGUAAUUCCAUCACAAAAAGAAAAUAGAUUGGUCUAGCAUGACUUAUUUUUGAGAAACCCAUGCUGGGUCUUAGUAAUCACAGCAUCCUUUUCAAAAUGCUCACAGACCAACUGCUGAAUUAUCUGCUCUAGGACCUUCCCUGGUAUGAUGUGAAGCUCACUGGUCGGUAGUUACCUGGUCUUCCUUUACCCCCUUUUUGAAGAUGAGGAUAACAUUUGCCCGCCUCCAGUCUGUAGGGACCUCACCUGUUCUCCAAGAAUUCUCAAAGAUAAUAGACAAAGGCUCUGAAAUUACAUCUGCAAGCUCCUUUGGUACCCUUGGAUGCAGCUCAUCAGACCCUGGAGAUUCGAAUCCAUUUAAAGCAGCUAGGUGUUCCCUUACUACCUCUUUUCCUAUCUUGGGCUGCAGCUCCCUCCUUAUGUCACUUAUUCUGUUACCACCAGGUUGGGCAUCACUUUCCUUUUGGGUGAAGACAGAGGUAAAGUAGGUGUUGAGAAGUUCUGCCUUUUCUCUCAUCCAAUAGCAUGUCUCCAUCUUCCCCACACAGAGGACCUACCACUUGCUUGUUUUUCCUCUUUCUUUGGACAUAGCCAAAUGAACUUUUUUAAAAACCUCUCUUGCAAGCCUGAGCUCAUUCUGAGCUUUUGCCGGCCUGACCUUCCCCCUGUUGGCUACUUGUUGGCUCCUCCUCUGUGAUUUCCUCUUUCUUCCAUUUCUUAUACAUGCCCUUCUUAACCCUCAGCUCAUCUGUAAGCUCCUUAUGCAGCCAUACCAGCUUUCUUUGACACCUCUCACUUUUCUUUCUUGUUGGUAUUGCCUGCAUUUGUGCCUUCAAUAUUUCUCCUUCUAGAAACUCCCAUCCUUCUUGGACUCCCUUCACAUUGAGUAUUUCUGACCAUGGGAUCACACCCAGUAGCUCCUUCCGCUUUUCAAAAUUGGCCUUCUUAAAGUCCAGAGUGCGUGUCCGACUACACUCGGUUUCUCCUUGCCUCUGUAUCCUGAAACCCAGGAGAACAUGAUCACUUCCUCCCAAGUUUCCAAGCACUUCCACUUCAGCAAUCAGUUCCUCCCUACUGGUGAGGACCAGGUCCAAGAUAGACAAUCCUCUUGUUGGUUCUUCCACCUUCUGAGAAAUGAAAUUGUCAGUGAGGCAAUGGAGGAAUUUAUCAGACCUUACACUCUUGGCAGAGUCUGAGUCCCAGCAGAUAUUGGGGAAGUUGAAGUCCCCCAUGAUUGCUAUUUUUCUCCUUUUUGAAUGCUCUAAUAAGGCAUCAUCCAAGUCUUCAGUCUGGCUUGGUGGUCUAUAGCAGACACCCACAGUAAGGUCAUUGUCGUUUCUCUCCCCUGCAUUUUUUACCCAUACGCUCUCAAUCAGCUUUUCAUGCUCCAGGCCGUGGAUUUCUUCACAAGUGUACUCCUCCUCCCUUCCUGUUUGGUCUAUUGCUUUUUAACAGGUUAUUCAUCCUGAUGUGCUGGAAGAAACCCAGAAUUUGUCUUAAUGUUAAAUUAUCAUUAUGCAUAACAGAUUUCCAGCUGUGUCUGCCUCUAAAAUUUCUAACAAUGAUUAAUGUGUUGUCAUUAUUGGAAACAGGAGGCCUGUGACACUGCAGGUCAUAAUAUUAAGGUGUAGAAAGCUAAUGUUGUAUAAUAUCUCUCUGCACUUUAACUUUCCUCUUUUUAAUUUAAAAUAGACAGCUGCUUCCUAAUUUUUGUCCUACAGGGUCUUUCCUUCUCCAGAGUUCUUGUACUCCACAAACCUCUUGAUGACUGAAGGAAACCUUUUUCUGAAAUAAAAUUGGAGGCAUACUUCAUUCUUUCUGCUGAAUAGGGUAAGAGUCACCUGGCUCAGAGGAACGAACCACUCUUGUUUCAGCAUGUCCUUAUUUGGGACAGGAGUGUGUGGGAGGCAUGUCUCUUCUGAGAGUAGAUAUGAUGUGUUGGGGUUCAAGUGUCUCCAAAAUGUGUAAAAGACACACUUGUUAACAGGCUGCCAAUUACAUUGGAUUCAGCUUGGAUGAAAACCUCAAUGAAAACCCGGCUGAAAAGAAGCCAAAAGGAUGCUUCUUAUAUAGGGGUGUCUCAAAAUGCAUUAAUAGAAUGGGCACAGUCCAUGUCUGGAGGCGGUUGGAGGAUGGAUGGCGGCUAACAGAUUGAGGUUGAAUCCUGACAAGACAGAAGUACUGUUUUUGGGGGACAGGGGGCGGGCGGGUGUGGGGGAUUCCCUGGUGCUGAAUGGGGUAACUGUGCCCUUGAAGGACCAGGUGUACAGCCUGGGAGUCAUUUUGGACUCACAGCUGUCCGUGGAGGUGCAGGUCAAUUCUGUAUCCUGGGCAGCUGUCUACCAGCUCCAUCUGGUACGUAGGCUGAGACCCUACCUGCCCACAGACUGUCUCGCCAGAGUGGGGCAUUCUCUAGUUAUCUCCCGCUUGGACUACUGCAAUGCGCUCUACGUGGGGCUACCUUUGAAGGUGACCCGGAAACUACAACUAAUCCAGAAUGCGGCAGCUAGACUGGUGACUGGGAGCAGCAACCAAAACCACAUAACACUGUCUUGAAACACCUACAUUGGCUCCCAGUAAGUUUCCAAGCACAAUUCAAAGUGUUGGUGCUGACCUUUAAAGCUCUAAACGGCCUCGGUCCAGUAUACCUGAAGGAGCGUCUCCACCCCCAUCAUUCUGCCCGGACGCUGCAGUCCAGCGCCGAGGGCCUUCUGGCGGUUCCCUCGCUGCGAGAAGCCAAGUUACAGUCAGAGGACCUUCUCGGUAGUGGCGCCCGCCCUGUGGAAUGCCCUCCCACCAGAUGUCAAAGAGAAAAACAACUACCAGACUUUUAGAAGACAUCUGAAAGCAGCCCUGUUUAGGGAAGCUUUUAAUGUUUGACAGAUUAUUGUAUUUUAGUAUUUUGUUGGAAGCCACCCAGAGUGGCUGGGGAAACCGAGCCAGAUGGGUGGGGUAUAAAUAAUAAAUUAUUAUUAUUAUUAUUACUAUUACUAUUACAGUGGUACCUCGGGUUAAGUACUUAAUUCGUUCCGGAGGUCGGUACUUAACCUGAAACUGUUCUUAACCUGAAGCACCACUUUAGCUAAUGGGACCUCCUGCUGCUGGCACGCCGCCGGAGCACGAUUUCUGUUCUCAUCCUGAAGCAAAGUUCUUAACCUAAAGCACUAUUUCUGGGUUAGCGGAGUCUGUAACCUGAAGCGUAUGUAACCUGAAGCGUAUGUAACCUGAGGUACCACUGUAUUAUUAUUAUUAUUAUUAUUAUUAUUAUUAUUAUGAGUGGGAACUAAUCUUCAGGCAGUAGUAGACUAAUCUUGUGGCAGUAGUAGACUGAUAUAUAUAUAUAGAGAGAGAGAGAGAGAGAGAGAUAGUAACAUAAUUUUAUUAAAAUUUUAUGGUGUGCACGGUAUAAAAGUAAAAAUGUAGGUAAUAAGAGAGAGUCAUAAAACUAGAAGGAAACAAUAAUUAAUAGUGCAAGUCUGACACACUUAACUACUGUCAGUUCUUACCAGAUGAACCCUCAAAUACUGUGGUUUGGGACUGCACCAUGUAGCAGUAGUUUUUGACUAGCAGCGGAAGCCAAAAUGAAAUGACAUAUAGACACUGCUUCCCCCCCAGGGUGUACUCAAGGGUACGCAGUACCCGCACCUCUUUUUUGGGGGGGGGGUUUAAAAAGUGUAACACUUACUGUAACAACUUCAUUAUGAGUUCCGGUACCUAUUUUUCUAGGAAAAAAAGAGAUGACAUAUGGUCUGGUGAGAAAUAUGAAUAUGAAAGAUUUCCAUGAUUGGUGCUUCCUCCACAUCUUGCUGGUAUUCGGUUUAUGUUUAGCAGCAUACAAUUCCAGGAUGAACAAUUCCAGUGAUUUGCGCUCAAGAAAUCUCUGCUUUCAGAGAGACUUGUGGAAGGAAGUUACAGCAGAUAAGAAUAUAGUUGUGCUUAUAUUGGCUCUAGAGAAUAUUAAAAGAUCAUGGCUUUGCCAAGAUAGCCAAGGGAAGACCACCCUGUUAGUUCCUGAGAUCAUCAGAUGAAGGCCUCCUAGUACUGCAGCCUUCAGAAAAUAAAUCAUGCUGAAGGAGGGUCUUCAUAGUAGUAGCAUCUUCCAUCUGGAACAGCGUCCUCUUAGAAAUAAGUUAUGCGCCAAUGGAAUUACGUUUCUGGCACAUCUUGAAAACGUAUCUGUUUAUUCAGGCAUUUCCUGGCCAUUAAUACCAUUCACCCAGAUGGCUGGUUGCUGUGAUUAUUGUGAAUUGUUAUAUUAUGGUGGAUCAUGUAUUAUUGUUUUAAUGCAGUGGUAAGGAAUAUUUUCCAGCCAGAAAGCUGAAUCCUGGGUUCCCCCACCCCCAGCAGACCCUUUUGAUAGCUGGGUGGGUCCUUAGAUAUUUAUUAUCUGCAGAGAUAUAAUUUCUUCAUUAAAGAAGUCAUAGGAAAGGAUGUUCGGGAACAAUAUUUUGCUCAGAACAUUAUAAUCAGGGUUCUGUAUACUCUCAAUAAAAAUCCUAUUCCAGGAAAAGUUAAAUUCCAAAACCCAUAUGUGUUAUGCAAAUUUUCCUAAUUUGCACAGUUCUGCAACUUUUAGAGUUUUGCAUUAUUUGUUCUUGUUUUGCUAAUUACAGAUUUUAAAAAAGCGCUAUACAGGACAGUGAUCCUAAUUCUCACUCAACUAUUGGAAAACCUGUUUGGCUACUUCUCUGGCUUCUGAGAUUCCUCCUUAUGUCAUACCUUCAUACGUAUAUUUAUAGCCACAAGAAUUAGAAACUUGCUUUUCCUGUAAGCUGAAGUUUCCAAGAACCUAGUUCCUGAGACAUAGCCUGUGUUCUGGCAGACUGAGAGCAGGUACACAGCCCUAAUUAUAUAAGGCACUGCAUUAGGAGGGAGGUUUUAGCCCUGCCGUGUUCUUGUAAAUGUACCAGUAUAGUGAUGUCUUUGUAUUGAGUUGUGGUCAAGAUAAAGCUACAUAAGUGGAAGAGAUGGCGCUGGAUUUGGAUUUAGAGAAUAAACCUAGAUGAAAGGUGUCUGUUUGGUAGCUAUCCAGGAAAACACUAUUUUCAAUUGACCCUGGCUGUUCAGCAGUGGGGUGAAGGCUUCCUGGCUGACUUUGUGUCUCCUUUGUGUUGUGUAUUGUUGGUUGGCUUGCUUGCCAUGUUUCUUAUUGUAUUGAACUUCAAAUUAAGUUCAGACGCUACAUUUGAAGAGAAAACUCAAUUCCGUGAUCCGGAAGUUUGAAGGCACUUUCUUCCCUUACCAUGCACAGAAGGUAACUUGCAGAUUGAACUCUUUUGUAUUUAUCAGCCCUCAGGAUCCCCUAGUCUUCCCAAUCCUGGUGCAUUUUCAGUCUGAGGAUUGGAUCACAAGUACCCAGAGUUUCUGUCUGCACAUAAAUGCUUUACUAGAGCAUUUAAAAUGCUACUGUCAAUAAUGUGGUAAGGGGAGGAGAAGAUAUUGCUGCUGCUUUCUUCCUACUCUCUCUGGAAAUUAGCAUGUGUACAGGAUUGUAGAAUAGAUACCAGCUAGGUUUUAACCAAACUUUCAUUUCCUCAGGUAUUAGUAGUCUGUCCUUCCUCAUUCCAAAGCCUUGGAGUGAAUUAUAAUGUUAAAAACAAGAACCUACACACCACACAAACCAACCAAAUCUCCAGUUCUCAAGGAAGAGAAUGCCAGCCCCCCUCUUCGGGACCAAGCUCUGGUUUUGAGAAAUCUCCAAUAGAGGAGAGUACCACAACUGUAGGGCAGCCUAGGAUAACACCUCUCUCUGUGUUGUUGCUAUUCCAACUUGGUUCUUGAAUGGUAAAGUCAAGGAAGCAGUUUCUGCUGAUCUGUUAACAGUUGUGAGAUAAUAAAGCAAGCAGGUGGUCUCCAAUAAGUGUUGGGCGUAAGGCCUAAAACUUUAUGCAGCCCAGCAGCAUUCAAAGAGCAGUCAAUUUCCUGCUUAUUAAUUGCCAGCUUUGGAUGUUGUAAUCUCAGUCCAUUUUAUACACCAGAGCAUUGCAAAGCCAUCCCAAGGCACUUCUUUGGAGUCAGCCUUUCAAAAACCAAGAGUCCUUGUGUUGCUCUGUUUAAUGAGGCAUACGGUACAUGGUUUUGGUAGCCUUCUAGCUGGCUGCCAUUCUGCAGCCCUGUCUCAUUAGGUGGGACGAUCAGUUUAAAAUUAUGGCUUCCAUUUGCUUCCAUCCCAGGCAACAGUUGACCUGCAGGUGGUCUGUUUUCCAUUUUGCAAUUUACAUGGCUAACCCCAGUACACAAAAGUUUUUAAAGUCCAGUGUAUCUAUUUUUAAUGGAAACUUAUGCACAAAGCUUAAAUUGUUUCCAUGCCCAGCAUGCUCUUUUUCUCCUAUAUAUCCGUUCCAAUAUAUUUCCAAAACUUACUCCAAUUUUUUGAAAUUUCUGGUCAUCUUGGUCUCGUAUUCUGCCUGUUAAUCUAUCUAGCUCGGCAUAGUUGAUCAUUUUGACCUGCCAGUCACUUAUGUUAGGAAUAGUUUCUAUUUUCCAGUUUUGUGCCAGCAUAAUUCUUGUGGCUGUGGUGGCAUAGAGAAAUAUUUUUUAUCUUCAUUUUUAUUUCCUUACCCAUUAUUCCCAGCAAAAAGGCCUCAGGUCUCUUGGGAAAAGUGUAUUUAAAAACUUUUUAAGUUCAUUAUAAAUUGCUUCCCAAAAACCUUCACCUUGCUGCAUUGCCACCACAUAUGGUAGAGGUCUCCCUCCCCUUCACCACAUUUCCAGCAUGUCUUAUUUUCUGAUCUAUAGAUUUUAGCCAAUUUUGCCGGCGUAAGAUACCAUCUAUAGAGCAUUUUCCAAACAUUUUCUCUCAAACUCGUACAGGCCGUAAAUUUAAUGUCUCUAUUCCACAAUUUCAACCACUUUUCAAACUCGAUGUUAUAACCGAAGUCAAUUGCCCAUUUAAUCAUUGCCUCUUUGACUUCCUCGUCUUUUGUAUGCCAUUCCAGUAAUAUGUCAUAUAAUUUAGACAAUGUUUUGUUUUUGCCUUCUAUUAUUUCUAUAUUGAAUUUUGAUUUCUUGUCCUCAAAGCCCAUUUUUCUUUUAUCUUGUUUUAACAUAUCAUUCACCUGGUGAUAUUGUAGCCAGCCGGUGAAUUGAUCCUUUAUUUCCUCAUACGGUUUAAGUUUAAGCCCUUGUUCUGAUUUUCUUAGCAAAUCUUCGUAGGUGGCUGUCUUCCCUUCCAUGUUGGUUUUUUUUAUUGUUAAGACCUCUACUGGUGAAAUCCACCAUGGUGUUUUUCUUUCGAGAAGGUUCUUAUUUCUUUCCCAGACCUGAUAUAUUGGUCCCCUGAAAAUAUGGUUUAAGAAAGCCCUGUGGACUUUCACCUUCUCGUACCAGAAAAGUUUUGUUCCAUGUGUGAAAAGAAAGGAAGCCACAAGAAAGAACAGGGGAAAGUGAUGGUUUCAGCUCCUGCGUGAAAAAACCCCCAGGCUUUGUCUACAUGACCAAAUGAUAAUCUUGAAUUUGAGAACUUGCAUUAUUAAUUUGGGGAUGAGCAGAAGCCUUUUAAAUCACCAGUUUAAAAGUCUUGCCAAAAAGGUGUAUAUAUACACACACACACACACACACACAAUCACAACCCCUAUAGGAAAAUUCACAUUUACCCCACACUUUCUGUACUACUGCAGAGGAGCAGGGGAAUAUGCACAUAACCCCACAAGAAAAUUCAUAUUCUCUUUGUGCGGGGGUUGCAGCAAUGUGUUGGGAUUGACUCACCCACAAAAACCCUGCUUGUUCAAGUGGUUUACUCAUGUGAGCAGUGCAUCGCUUGCAUAGCAUGCUGCCCUUUUCUUUCCAGGAGCUGGGGAAUGGCAAGUUCCUUGUGUCAUCUUGUAGAAACGUGCUGCUUCCUUGAGUAGUCCAUUUCUAAGGCCAGUUUCUUUGUCCAGCAUCUUUGGCCCAUCAAAUGGACGCAGCCGACUCUCACUUGCCCUUGACUUGAAAGUGUGAAGCAACCUCUACUCAAGUCAACUCUUAGAAUUUGUGUAAUUGUGUGUCAGGUUCUAUCUAGGGAGCUAUUAAAAGGGGUGAAGGAAUUGCAAUCCCGUGUCAGUGUCUAGCGUACUUUGGUUGACUUGCAUGCAAGGGGCCUCUUCAAAAUUCUGAGAAACACUUUUAAGGCCUGAGUGUCCUGCUCAGCAUAACGUGAAGAGAGACUGAGAUUGCCUGGCUGAACUCUCAUUAUGGUCACUAAUUUCAGCAAGGGAUGAUUUCAGAGAGUUUGGAAUAUUUCUGCCAACUUUGAAUGAAACUCUUAUGCUUGAGAUUGUUCACUGAAUGACACAGUUUUAAAUAAUGGAAGCAGGAACUUGGCCUGCCAUGAAUUUGUUAUGACUGACUAACAGCGGAAACUCUGGGUUUUCUUUCUUUCUUUCUUUCUUUCUUUCUUUCUUUCUUUCUUUCUUUCUCUUAAUUUUUAACAGAGAUGGUAAAAGGCAAUAAAUCAUAAAUGUACAGUUUUCAUGAGGCGCCAUGCAGUGCUUUUUUCCCUAAAAAAAUGUUUAGGGGUACUCUCAUUUUCCUACUCAUGUUGAAAUACUGCCCCUCAAUGAGGCCAAACUUAGAUUCACAAAAUGUUAAGGGGUAUGCGUACCCCUGCGUUCCCCGAGGGAAAAAACCUCUGGUGCCAUGUAUGUUGAUAGUACCAUACAUUAACAAUGUAAAAACAGACAGAAGAAUUUGGUAGAGUUAAUUCAGAAAGCAAAUAAAAAUCAAUGAACAUGCGUAACCUUCCAUACAUGUGUUUAAUGUGUGCAGGUACAUUAACUAUAGGUUUGCUUUGUUCUGUCAUUACUCUGUCAAUGUUGUGAUCUCUCCAGGUACGGGGUGUUCAGAUAAAUUUAAAAAGUGCAGGACUGUAGUUGAAGUUCACCAAGGAGCUGCUCUGAAAAGAGCUGCCAUACAAAACCACCAGUGCAAAUUGCAUGCGGAUGGGUGGUCUUGUGGUCUUGUAAGCCAGUCUGAAGGUGGUGGGCCCCAAGGUUAGAAAAAGUACAAGAUCAUAUUCCCAAAACACCACUGGUGGGAUUGCGAAGCAGGAAGAGGAACUGAACUUUAUUGCCUGAAUAGUGCAAAUCUAACAUUGCCAUCAGUUGGCAUGUCAUGGCUGUGAUAAAGCUGAUAACAAUUUUAACAGCACAAGCUGGUUAAAAUACAGUAUUAUUGUCUAAUAAAAAGCACAGGGAGAAAUUGGUGAUAUUGUUAGCCACCAGUACAGUACCUGGCUUGUGUCAGUGAUUCCCAAUCUCUGUGCUGCAAGAAAUAUGAUGAAGGGGACCUGUGAUUCCAUAGCCCCUGUUCACAGAUGAGGCUGCCCACUUGGCAUGAGUAUCUGCUCUGGUCUUGCUUUAUUCAGAUAAGUCUCCACUAUAGUUGGGUGGUUCCAGUUACAUUCAGACGUUCAGUCAUUCCUAGAGUCAAGGCACAGCAGAAUUAGCUACCCUCAGAGGAGGAGGCCAGUUGUGUGAGUUGUACUUCUGAACUUGCCAUCUCUUAAUCUAGAGUUAUGCUCAAGACAGAUUGAGGGAGGGACUCUUCAGAGGUUGACUAACUCUAAAAAGUAAUCAUUUUCUAGUGUAAGUGUGCCUCCAAUUUUAUUUUUUAUUUUUGGCGGGUGUUCCCAAACAUUUAAGAAGCACAAACCAGUGCACGAAGCAAGGUUACAUGUGUCUACUUGGAAAUUUCAAACCUAUUAUUGGGAGAUAAUGCAGUCCAAAUUUGUUGGAACACUUUUGCUGAUCCACCCCAAAUCAGUGGUUAGAAAAUGCAUUACCUCACAGAAGUUAAAACAAGAAAUGGUUUUUCCGGAGGUGGUGAUUGUUUUACAAGACCAACUUCUGAAAGUUUGGUGUAUGACUAAUCCUUACUACAUUGCGUCUUUGUAUAUCUUACUAAUUUAAGAGAAGUGUUCUUUGGGGGGGGGAAUCUUGUAAUGUUUGGUAGGACCAAGGCUUUUUUUCAGUCCCAGCACCUCUCAGGUGGGCGCCGUUUGCAUUCUAAGAGAACAAGGGAGGUGUUCAGGGUGAGUUCCAGCACCUCUUUUUUUUUUUUAAGAUAUUUAUUAAGAUUUUCAAAAUAUUACAAAAUGAAAAAAGAAAAGAGAAAAAUACAAAAUAAAAGUAGUUAAAAACAAUUCAAUCUUUCCGUUACUUAUCUUUCAUUUGCUUGUUUCCCGGACCUCCUCGCGCCUCCCUUUUUUGUAUUCCAAUUCAGUUUGUUAGUUCAGCAAAUCCUUCCGCUCUUUGUUUAUCCUAGUCUUUAAUCUUAAAAUAUUGUAACAUUAAAUUUUUACCUAUUAAUAAUCCAUUUUUCAUAUUCCCUUAUAAUAUUACAGCUAAAAACCACUUAAUUUCUAUCCAACAUCAUUCUAACAUUCAUUAAUUUUGCAGUAUUUCUGUAAAUAGUCUUUUCCCAUUCUUUCUUUCACCAAUUAAUCAUCCACUUUUACUUUAUUUAAUCUUAUUUCUCUUAAAACUUAUAUAUCUAAGCUUAUUCUUAAAACGUUUCCCCUAGGGUCAGAAAAAAUUCCAUUCCACGAUUUUCCCAUCUCUCAUUAAAAGAUAAAAACAAAAACAAAAAAACAAAACAAAAACAAAUUAUAAUAUGUACAUUUUAAAUUCCCAGUUUUCUUUCACCAACUCCCCUCCCCGGUUUCGGCCCCUAGCGAUAGUUCCAUCAAUCUCGGAAAACCAUCAACCCGGAGAUCUUAAGUCCGAGGCUCUUAAAUCUCUUUCAUGUCCCCUCUGCCGGUCUUUUUGGUAGUCUUUGGUGUUAAAGAACAGAUCUUGGUGAAGCUCCAACCCAUCGGUAGUCAUAUUCCUUCUUAGCAGGUAUGCCAGACUUCCGUAGUUAGAAGUAGGGCCUAUAGAAUAUUCCAAAUCUUGUUUCACACUCCUUUCAAAUCCAAAGGCCCUAAAAACUCCAGCCUCCGCCUGACUCAGAUUUGUGUCCCAAAAGUCAUUUGAUCUCCACAUAGGGUGAUCUCUCCAUCUUUUAUUUUCCAAACCAAGCCAGGCUUCCAUCUCCAAAAACUGGCUCCUCCUAGUUGCCAUCAUGUAAGGCCUCAAGUUAUAGUCCACCAUUUGCCUCUGUAGGGUUACGGCUCCCCCUUGCAUCACUUUAAUCACAACAGAUUCCUCCUCAGAUUCUUCAAUUUGUUCAGUUGGAAAAGAUUCUUGUGCCGGAUUCUUGUCAACUUCUUUACUAAUGCCCACUUUUGUUCCCAAGGUUACAACAUUGGUAGCCAUAACAUUUAUCUGGUCUUGCAGCUUUCCCAACAAAUAAAAUGUUCUAUUCAAUUGACACUCGACUUCCUUCCCGACCGCCAUCCUUAAGAAGUCCAAGGUCAAAACUAGUUUCUCAGAACUUUUAUCUUAAGCAAUUUCCCAGCUGCAUCCUUACGACAAUAUCCCAGAGCUCCCUCUAGAGGGACACAAGUUCCUUUUAUCACUCCUUCCAGCACAGUCCCAAAGGUCCCAAACGUAAGAUUGUAACAAUUCCUUCCUUCUUUUUAAAUACUGAAACGGACAGUAGAAACAAAGUCCUUCUUUUAUAUCUUGAUAGCUAGCUUGUAUCUUGACAGCUAACUUAACAGCUGUUAGAUUUAUCCGUCAACGGGCUCUCACAGACCGCUCCCGGUUUUAGGGAAAUGGCGCUUCAGUUCCCAAAUUUUAACCCUCACCUGCAGGCUUCCCUGCUUCUAAGAAGAUAUUGAUAGUAGUUUCAAUCAGUGGAGUUUAGAUCCUUUACGUAAGACUUUCCACGACCUUAGUUAACAAGUUCUUUGCUUCAGUUUAUUUACAGAAAGGGGAGGUGGACUUCCUGUUUAGACCUUCCCCGAUUGCUGCCAAUUUAAAAAUACUUUAAAAGCCCAAUUUCCAUUCUACUCACGGGUUGUUGUUUAAAAUCCAAUUGUCCACAAGAAAAAGUCAGCGCUCUCCAGCAACGGCUAUGCGGCUUCGCUCCGUGAAAAAAGCAGUUGACUCACAGCACCGCGCCACUCACCCCGCUCCGCUCCGAAGCCCGUAAACGGGUCUCCUUGCGAGUUGGGGGGGCGCAAAAGGUGCCCGCCGAGUCCCACGUUCACAGGCUUCACCCGCCUAUGAUUUCUGUAGGGUCCCCGCUUCGCCGUAGCGGUAUAGACCCAAUUUCCGCGGAGCUAGUCCCUCCAGAUCGGAGGGAGUCCGCCAUUAGCUGAUGGCGCUAACCCGGAAGUCCCCGAGUUCCAGCACCUCUUGUGCUAGAAAAAUAGCACUAGCUAGGACUAGCCAGAAGUUUAUUUCUGCCUCUUAUUGUUAUGGCACAGUUUCAUCAAGAGCUAAGAAAGCACAGCUCCCUGCCCCAAGGAGUUUACAAAGGGGCAGUAAUACAGGGGGAGAGGCAAAAAAUCGGGAAGACAAGGAAGGAGCAAUGUGAGAGGUGCAAACCAAAGAACAGAGAGGUUUUUAAAAAUGGUUAAUGACUUGUCAGUAAUCUUGGUGGUCGCUGUGGAAGAGGGGGGAAAGCUUUCUCAGCACAAGGACAACAUUCCCCAAGGGCUUCCAUCGUGGGCUCGCAUGUCAGUGGUGUGCAGGACCAGAGGCUUGUGUGAGUGUCUGGAGGCGGUUGGAGGAUGGAUGGUGGCUAACAGAUUGAGGUUGAAUCCUGACAAGACAGGAAGCGGGCAGGUGUGAGGGACUCCCUGGUCCUGAAUGGGGUAACUGUGGCCCUGAAGGACCAGGUGCGCAGCCUGGGAGUCAUUCUGGACUCGCAGCUGUCCAUGGAGGUGCAGGUCAAUUCUGUGUCCAGGGCAGCUCCAUCUGGUACGCAGGCUGAGACCCUCCCUGCCCGCAGACUGUCUCGCCAGAGUGGUGCAUGCUCUGGUUAUCUCUCGCUUGGAGAGUGGCUGGGGGGACCCAGCCAGAUGGGCGGGGUAUAAAUAAUAAAUUAUUAUUAUUAUUAUUAUUAUUAUUAUUAUUAUUAUUAUAAAAGCCAGCAGAAAAAUGGCAGCAACUAUUGCCUCUGUACAGUUGGCUACAUUCCAGUCAUGCAAAAAUCAGGAACUUUCUGCACUCCUCUCCCCAUGCACACCCACCUGCCCACACCUCUAGUAUAUCCGUAUUGUGAGGAGCAGGCUGUGGUUGAGAUGGGCUGGUUACAAAAUCCCUUUACCAGGGAAAGUGCGGGUGGGAAAUGGCUUCAGAGUGAACCAGAAAGUCUUUUCUCAAUUGUCUGGAGGAAGGAUUUAUUUCCUGGUUAAUUUUGAAGACAUUUCCUAGUGUGUGUGUUAUCAGCUGAUUGUUGGUGCUUGCAAAGUGCUGUGCUUAGGGCUUUGUAGGGACCAGUGAUCAGCAGUGCCCGCAACCCCUCUUUGGCCCCAAACAGCUUUGUGGGCCAAAUGGGACCUGACAGGACUCAUAGGACUGCCGACUGGAGAUUCCUUACUGCUGUGCCUGGCCUGGUACAGCUCACCCCCGUACUGUUGGGGGCUGGGAGAGAUGGAGGGCUGAGGAAAAGUCUCAGGGGCCACAUUUGGCUCCACACCCACAGUCCAUGGAAAGAACAUCUCGUUCCUCCAAGAGGUGACUAAUUGAACACAACCGUCCUGUUGUUUUUGUAAACAGAUGGAUCUUUCGGUAGAAACCCUCUACAGCUUAAUGCAGGAGCGCCAGAAAAGAUAUGCCAAAUACGCUGAGCAGAUCCAGAAGGUCAAUGAGAUGUCUGCCAUCUUGCGUCGCAUCCAGAUGGGCGUCGACCUGACCAUUCCCCUGAUGGAGAGACUGAAUGCCCUGCUGCCUGAGAGCGAGAGGCUGGAACCGUUCACCAUGAGCCCUGACAGGGAGCUCAAGCUGUAG
Molecule: messenger RNA, 42161 nt
Organism: Podarcis lilfordi (Lilford's wall lizard)
Lineage: Eukaryota; Metazoa; Chordata; Lepidosauria; Squamata; Lacertidae
Source: the annotation of a GenBank genome assembly